Messenger RNA from Eupeodes corollae, 1588 nucleotides. RefSeq lists its product as uncharacterized. The transcript is spliced from 2 exons. Bases 184 to 1284 code for a protein of 366 amino acids. NCBI's taxonomy places the organism in Eukaryota, Metazoa, Arthropoda, Insecta, Diptera, Syrphidae. The record is from RefSeq and is a predicted model, not a curated record.
AGCAACAGUAGAUUUAAUUUCAAUUUUAAAUCUUCUCGAUUCGCAAUAAACACAAAUUUAUUGAUCGGGUAAUAAAGUUAGAACUACAAAUGUAAACAAAGUGUGAUCUUGAGCUUUGAGUUACUAUCGAGUUCAUUAAAUAUUCAAAAUAUUAUACCUUAAAACGUACAAAUCAGAAAGACAAUGAAAUAUUGCAGGGAAAUGUUUCUAAAGUGUCCCCCGCCCGAUAGCGUUUCAGAGUCUCAACUUCUGGAGAACACUCCAAAAGCUAUCGAUGACGAUGGAAUACAGAAAAAAGGCAAAAAAUCGAGGCGCAGGGAAAAGCUGCACAAAAACGCUUCUCUGGAUGACUCCUUAAAUUGGGUGACAGAAAGCGAGGAAAGCUCGGAUGAAUGUCUUACACCCAGGAGACGAAGGAGGAAGAUACGUGCUGAAGAAAAAAACAUUCAAUUUGCCGUUAUGAAAUUGAUUUUCGAAGCGCAAUCGCAAGAAGUUAAAGAUGUUAUAAACGACUUGUACAAGUUACAUUUAAAGCAGAAAAGAGCUGCAAUGCGUAAGUUAAGACUUCGUAUUUUAACUAAGAAACAAAGAAGACAUCAUCUUAAGUCUAAAAAGAACGUCAAAAAGGUUCUCCCCGGUUACCUUCACACAACUAACGUGGGCUUUUCAUGCAACAUUAAAAUCCUAGCGAGCUUACAACGUCGCCGACGUAAUCGCGGUAAGCCUCGCUCCAAGAGAAAUUCACAUAAGAAAUUCCCAAGACGUAGACGCCGUUCCAAUGCCAAGAAAGGAAACAGACAAGGUCGAAAACGCUACCUUCGAGCUCAACGACUCUUUGACAAAGGUAUUUUCCUCGCCGGACGCAAGCUGCUUGACGAAGUCUGGCAGGCUGUUAAGGAUCCAAACACUACUUCGACUAGUUUUUGCAACAACAACACUCACGGUCUAAGCAAGAUCCAUAAGAAACAAAUCGAACUAUACGAAAGAAUUGAGGAUGAUUUGCAUCGUUUAGAUGCAGCUCGACAAGAAAGACAAGAAGCUGCGCUUGAAAGGAAAGCUAAAGAGCUAGAAAAGGAAACAACGAAAGGAGGCUUUAAAAAUAAAAUAGAAGCUAGGGAGGCUGCUCGCGCCGAACAGUGUUCAUUGAGAAAGCAACGCAAAGAAGCUCGCAAGCAACGAGCCCUGGAAAAGAAGUCACAAAGAGAACAAACCAAAUAUGAAGAGUUCCUUAAACCUACGAAAUACGAGAUGACACAAAAGUUUAAUAAUGAAGGAAAAGCUUAGUUAAGUUUUCGAAAUUAGAUUUCCCUCGAAGUUAUUUAUAUAAAGGUGCUAAUUGUUUUUUUGUUUGUUUUUAGUAAUAAGUUCAUUUAAGAGUACGUACUUUUCUUGUGUUCAAAGAAUAAAAUAUUCUCAUGUUUAAAAAUCGUGUUUUCAAUAUGGAUUUGAUAUUCAUUUGAUAUUGAUUAUUAAAAUUAAUGUCUGUUCUCCUAGAACAGCACUUUAUGUGCAGGCGAAUGGCUUGAUUCAAAUGUAUUUUUUCUCUAAACUUGAAGUCUUGAAUAAAUGCCAUUAAUAAUAAAUUAAU